Molecule: messenger RNA, 510 nt
Organism: Acanthosepion pharaonis
Lineage: Eukaryota; Metazoa; Mollusca; Cephalopoda; Sepiida; Sepiidae
Source: the annotation of a GenBank genome assembly
AUGUUUGCAGACACGUACAUUUAUCUCAUUAAAGAUCGAGGUAUAUCUCUGUCAGAAUAUUUUAAUAUAUACUCUUCUUGCAUUUUUAUCUCUUCUUUCCACAUACUAUAUUUCGGAGUAUAUCUAUCUAUCUAUCUAUCUAUCUAUCUAUCUGUUUCUCCAGAAACCAGCCCGCGUCGAAAAGCUACUCACAAUGCAGCCGACGCCGCUGCAAAUUACAUUCGAUGGUUUCAGGAGACCAUGGCUGAGAAAACCGCACGUAACGCAGCGAAAUCUGCGGCAACGUUCAUUCGACGGUCCCACGAAUCUAAGGCUGAGAAAACCGCACGCCAAGCAUCCGAGACCGCUGCAACUUCUGCAAUUGUGUCGGAAAGUUCCGCGCAAAAGCGAACAAGGUGGCAACGCGAUGCAAUUUCAACUUCCGCUGCUAGAGCUGUAGAAGGACGUACUGAAAGGCUUGAAAGGUUGCAGACUGUCAACCAGCGCCACCAUGCACAGCGAGGGCUCUAG